AUGGAGAAAGAUCACGAUUCACGUAGAUCUCGCUCAACCAGCACAGAUUCAGACUCGACAAGAUCAAGAACCCAGUCGCGCACACGCAGCCUGGUAACAUCUAUCAGAUCGAAAGUCAAUACAGACACCUUAAACCGCACUUAUUCAGGAUCAUACCCGGACGACACGGCUGCUUACGGGGCGGAUUCAGAUUCAGAUGAAGAAUUUGUGGCGCAAGACCCUGAAGUUGUCGGAACUUCCCGCCAAGGAGACUUAGAAAGAGGUCUAGGUGCAGGUGCGGGGCAAGUCCUCGAAAAGUCAAAAACAGGGAGAUCUACACUGGCAAACUCCAAACUGGUAACAUGGGAUGGACCAGAUGACCCUGCGAAUCCAAAGAAUUGGCCAUCAAGCAAAAAAUGGGCUGCAGUUGUCAUGGUUUCAUUAUUCACGUUCAUCUCGCCCGUUUCUAGUAGUAUGGUUGCACCAGCUCUUGAUGCUCUAAAAGCAGAUCUAAACAUAUCUUCUGAGAUUGUGACUCAAUUGACCAUGUCUAUCUUCAUCCUCGCAUAUGCCGUUGGUCCGCUCUUUCUCGGUCCUCUGUCCGAGGUAUACGGUCGAACUAUCGUCCUCCAACUAUCCAACCUGUUCUUCCUGGUCUUCAACAUCGGCUGCGGAUUUGCCCAAACUACAACCCAAAUGAUCGUCUGUCGGUUUUUCGCAGGUUUAGGUGGUAGCGCACCACUAGCAAUCGGUGGUGGUGUCCUCUCGGACUGCUUCCUCCCAGAACAACGCGGCAAAAGUCUCGCAAUCUACAGUCUUGCUCCAUUACUCGGCCCAGCAGUAGGCCCAAUCGCAGGAGGCUUCAUCGCCGAAAACGUAACCUGGCGCUGGGUAUUCUGGUCCGUCUCUAUAGCCGACGCCGCCGUCCAAAUAGGUGGCCUAUUCUUCCUCCGCGAAACCUACGCCCCGAAACUCCUCCACGACCGCGCAAAGCGCCUCUCCAAAAGCACAGGCGAGCAACACCACACAGAAGCAGAGCUUCAAAAGAUUCCCUUCGCUCAGAAACUACGAACCUCUCUCGUCCGCCCAUUCCGUCUCCUUCUCACACAGCCCAUCGUCCAAGUCCUAGCAAUCUACAUGGCCUACAUCUACGGCCUAAUGUACCUCAUGCUAUCCACCUUCCCAUCCCUCUGGACAAGCAAAGAAUACUACCACGAAUCAUCCGGAAUAGGAGGCCUAAAUUACAUCUCCAUCGGAAUAGGAUUCUGGGUCGGAUCCCAAAUUUGUGCUCCGAUGAUCGAUCGAAUCUACCGCGGCCUUGCAGCACGGAAUGGCGGAGUGGGACGUCCGGAAUUCAGAAUCCCUUUAAUGAGCAUAGCUGCCAUUCUCCUCCCGUCGGGAUUGUUUAUUUACGGAUGGACAGCUCAAAAGCAUUGUCAUUGGAUUGCGCCGAAUAUCGGUGCCGCGAUGUUCGGCAUGGGUACUAUUAUGGCCUUUCAGUGUAUUCAGACGUAUAUGGUUGAUACGUAUACGCGGUAUGCGGCGAGUGCGUUGGCGGCUGGUGCAUUUCUGCGAUCACUUGCAGGAUUUGGGUUUCCGCUUUUUGCGCCGUAUAUGUAUGCAGCGUUGGAUUAUGGGUGGGGAAAUAGUUUGUUGGCGUUCGUGUCUAUUGCGAUUGGGAUUCCGGCGCCGAUUUUCCUGUGGAAGUUUGGUGAGGCUUUGAGGAAGAAGAGUCCUUUUGCCGCGGGUUGA
Penicillium odoratum is the source of this 1731-nucleotide messenger RNA. Its product is annotated as MFS transporter. The transcript has 3 exons. Gene Ontology annotation, molecular function: transmembrane transporter activity. The record is from RefSeq and is a predicted model, not a curated record. Bases 1 to 1731 code for a protein of 576 amino acids. NCBI's taxonomy places the organism in Eukaryota, Fungi, Ascomycota, Eurotiomycetes, Eurotiales, Aspergillaceae. Gene Ontology annotation, biological process: transmembrane transport.